Molecule: messenger RNA, 804 nt
Organism: Opisthorchis viverrini
Lineage: Eukaryota; Metazoa; Platyhelminthes; Trematoda; Opisthorchiida; Opisthorchiidae
Exons: 3
Biological process (GO): valyl-tRNA aminoacylation
Cellular component (GO): cytosol
Molecular function (GO): ATP binding; valine-tRNA ligase activity
Source: RefSeq, a predicted model, not a curated record
GUGGCCGAGGGUCGUCUACGCAUCGUGCCUGAGAUGCACGUUCGUACUUGGAACAGCUGGUUAACAGAUUGUCAUGACUGGUGUAUUUCUCGGCAGUUAUGGUGGGGGCACCGUAUUCCGGCUUAUCAUGUGUCCAUUUUCAACUCAGAGACAGGUGCCUACGAUAUGUUGGACGGUACACUGAACAGUUCGUGGGUUGUUGGUCGCACGGAACAAGAAGCCUUGGAACACGCGUGUCAACAAUUCAAUUGCCAUCCGGAUGUGAUUCGUCUCACUCAGGACACAGAUGUACUGGAUACAUGGUUCUCCUCACAACUCUUUCCUUUCUCCGUUUUCGGUUGGCCUGAUGAUACGCCCGACUUGCGCGCCUAUUAUCCGGGCAAUUUAUUGGAAACAGGACACGAUAUCCUAUUCUUUUGGGUCGCCCGAAUGGUCAUGGUCGGAUUGCGUUUACUCGGAAAACUCCCUUUCGACACGGUCUACUUGCAUGCAAUGGUGCGCGAUGCUCAUGGGAAGAAAAUGAGCAAAUCGCUUGGCAAUGCCAUCGAUCCAGUGGAUGUGAUUCACGGAAUCAGCUUGGAAGCCCUGCAGAAGCAACUUGAAACUGGCAAUUUAGAUCCUCGAGAACUGAAGCGUGCAUGUGAGGCUCAGGCCAAAGACUUCCCAAAAGGUAUUCCUGAAUGUGGGACGGACGCGUUGCGCUUUGCUCUCUGUGCUUACACCAAACAAGGACGAAACAUCAAUCUGGACAUCCUACGUGUACAGGGAUAUCGCUUUUUCUGUAACAAGCUCUGGAAUGCAGUC